GCCAUGGCCACUGAGAGCCCCUUGGAAAGUCUCCAGGAGGAAGCUACGUGCCCCAUCUGUCUGGAGUAUUUUAAGGACCCUGUGAUUAUAGAGUGUGGGCACAAUUUCUGCCGAGCCUGCAUCGCCCAGUGCUGGGAGGGAUCAAAUACAGACGUCUCCUGCCCUCAGUGCAGAGAAACUGUGCAACAAGGAAACCUCAGGCCGAACAGGCAGCUGGCAAAUAUGGUAGAAAUGGUCAAACGGCUGAGUUUACAGGCAGCAAAGGGAGCAGGAGAGGAGAGGGUGUGUGGGGAACACCAGGAGACUCUGAAACUGUUCUGUGAAGAGGAUCAAACAUCCAUCUGUCUGGUUUGCCAUCUGUCCCGGGCUCACAGAGCUCACAGGGUGGUCCCCUUAGAGGAGGCUGCCCAGGAGAACAAGGAAAGAAUCCAGGCCCAUUUGAAGACUCUGAGGGAAGAGAGAGAAAAGGUGCUGGGAUUGAAAGCGACUGAAGAGGCAAAAAGCCAGGAGUAUCUGAAACAAACACAAACCGAGAGGCAGAAGAUUGUGUCUGAAUUUCAGCAACUGCGGCAAUUCCUGGAGGAACAAGAGCAACUCCUGCUGGCCCAGCUGGAGAAGCUGGAUGAGGAGAUUGUGAGGAUCCAGAAUGAAAAUGUCAGUAAACUCUCUGAGCAAAUUUCCCAUCUGAGUGAGCUGAUCCGUGAGAUGGAGGGGAAGUGUCAGAAGCCAGCAAGUGAAUUCCUGCAGGAUAUUAGAAGUGCCUUCAGCAGGUGUGAGAAGGGGAAGUUCCAGCAGCCAGAGGAGAUUUCUCCUGAACUGGAAGAGCGAGUCAGUGAUUUCUCCCAGAAAACGAUUGUGCUGUUGGAGACCCUGGAGAAGUUCAAAGACACUCUGCCAUCUGCACUAGAGACAAAAAGAGGAGGAUCCCUAGGAGCAUUCAGACAGGCGACUGUGACUCUGGAUCCAGACACGGCUCAUCCCCAACUCGUCCUGUCUGAGGAUCAGAAAAGUGUGAGAUGGGGAGACACACGGCAGCAACUGCCCAACAACCCCGAGAGAUUUGACUAUUUGCCCUGUGUGCUGGGCUGUGAGGGAUUCACCUCAGGGAGACAUUGCUGGGAGGUGGAGGGGGAGAUGGGGGGUGGGGGAUUCUGGGCCAUGGGGGAGGCCAGAGGGUCUGUGGGCAGGAAGGGACAGAUCAGCCUUCGCUCUGAGGGGGGGAUCUGGGCUGUGGCAUACUGGGAAGGUCAGUUCUGGGCUCUCACCUCCCCUCGCACCCCCCUGCCCCUUAGCCGGGUCCCCAGCAGGAUCCGGGUUUGUCUGGACUGUGACCAGGGGCAGGUGACAUUUAUCGAUGCUGGUGAUGAGGCCCCGAUCUUCACUUUCCCGCCGGGCUCCAUCCCUGGGGAGAGAAUCCGACCCUGGCUCGGGGUGGGGGAAUCCCGGCUCAGACUGUGUCCCUGAGAUGGGCUGAAAUAUCCCACUGGAGAACCAGAAAUCAGCCUCUCUAGCCUCAGUCUCUAUGACCUUGGAGGACUCCUGUUUACCCAGCCCCUGGCACCUCAUCUCUAUGCCCUGUGGAGACCCUUCCCCUUCCCUGCAGCCCUAGGGAUGGAAGGGGCAGGGAUGAAGAACCCCUGAGGCUGCAUAAGGAUCAGAGGGGCCCUGUGGGGGCAGAUGCGGGGGCUGGGCAGGGGGGGCAGAACU
This is a messenger RNA of Mauremys mutica (yellowpond turtle), 1707 nucleotides long. RefSeq names its product zinc finger protein RFP-like. Bases 4 to 1464 code for a protein of 486 amino acids. The transcript has 7 exons. The record is from RefSeq and is a predicted model, not a curated record. Gene Ontology annotation, molecular function: protein binding; zinc ion binding. NCBI's taxonomy places the organism in Eukaryota, Metazoa, Chordata, Testudines, Geoemydidae.